CGCCACCCCGAGUGCUCCCCGAGCUGCGACUUUGCCGCGUCCGCCCGGGACCCCCGUGGCUCUCCGUGCCCGCCGCCACGACUCUCGGCGGGCUUCACGGCGGCGUGCGUGCCGGCGUGCCGCAGCGACGCUCACUGCGGCACGCCGCGACGCUGCUGCGCCGACGACUGCGGAGGGGCCACGUGCCGGGCCACGCGCCCGGCCACGCGCGGUGUGCCACUGAAGCCACAGAGCGAGCUGGCUGUGAGCCUCCAGCCCGGUGGGGGCGGGGCUACGGGGGGCGGGGCGACGUGGGUGGACGUCAGGUGGACGUCACGCUUUAACGUGUCGGCCCAGCCCGUGGUGUUCGUGCUGCAGGGCCGCUGGAACCACGGAAUCCACCCCAGCGAGGUGGCCGCGUCGCCCUGGGAGACCGUCUCCAUGGUAACUAGCUCCCGUGUCCGCGUGUCCGGUCUGCGUCCCGCCCGCUGGUACCAGCUGCGCGUCGCCGCCGUCAACGCCCAGGGCACCCGCGGAUUCACCGCCCCCUCACGUCACUUCACUCUGCCUCAAGAUCCGUCGCCUCCUCCUCCGCCCUCCUCCCUCCGGCUGAGUCACAUGACCUUCGCGGGGGGCAAGGGGGGGCCCCCCGAGCCCCCCCGGGGGGGGAUGGCGGUGGGGGCGGGGGGAGGGGUCCGGGUCCGGGUAUCUUGGCAGCCCCCUGUGGAUCCGGACGUGCCGGUACGCUACUACCGUGUGUCCAUCACCACCACCGCCACCACCGCCACCGCACGGCGGGAGGGGAACAGGAGGAGGAGGAGGGUGGACACGCCACACCCGUGGCUGGACGUGAGCGGGCUGGCCCCGGGCUCUCGCUGCCGCGUGUCGGUGCAGGCGGUGAGCGUGCACCGCGCGCUGUGCCUCAGGAGUCUUCACGCUCGCCUCUACUUCACCACGCCGGCACUGACAGCCACCACCACCAACAUCACCACCACCACCACCACGGCCACCACGACCACGGCGGCGGCGGCGGCGGUGGCGGAGACAGCGGAGGAGGCUGCGCUGUCGAGCGAAGGUUCCAUCCCCGCCCGGGAUGUGGGGGGCUUGGUGGGGGGGUCGCCCCCCACCUCCCCCGGCAGCGUGUGGGGGGAGGGCCCCACCGUGCACGGGGUUCGGGUUGGAGCCCCCUUCUACAGGGAGAGGCAGCUCCGGGCCAAGGUGGAGUGGGAGACGGACGUCAAUGCCGUGCAGGGGGCGGCCGGCGCUGCAUCGACGUCGCCGCGGUUCCUGGUCCGCUGGACGUCGGAGUCGUGCGCCGGGGGCGUCCCCCAGCACUCGCACCUCGUCCUCACCCAGGAACGGUGGCUGCUGCUCAACUGGCUGCACCUGGGCUGUUCCUAUCGGGUCAACGUCUCCCCCUCCUCCCCCUCCGCGGUUGCCGGGGGCGACGGCCCCCCUUCCUCCUCCGCGGUUGCCGGGGGCGACGGCGGCCCCCACGUCUCCACGGCGACCGCCUCCUUCUCCACCCCGCCCUGCCUGGAGACGGGGAGGCUGCGGCCUUCUGGGUUAAAGGUCACGGCCGCCACCCUUGCUCCAUCGCGGCAGCGGACGAGACCCCGGGCGCGCGGGUCCGGGACAUCUCCGCCGCCUUCACGUUCGACGGAGCCCACCUGACGGGUCGCUUCGAUUGGCUGCUGGCGGCGCCGCCCCCGCCGGCCCGGCCAAUCGCGGGCUUCCAGGCGACGUGGACCCGGCUGU
Molecule: messenger RNA, 1737 nt
Organism: Petromyzon marinus (sea lamprey)
Lineage: Eukaryota; Metazoa; Chordata; Hyperoartia; Petromyzontiformes; Petromyzontidae
Source: RefSeq, a predicted model, not a curated record